Molecule: messenger RNA, 759 nt
Organism: Aspergillus puulaauensis
Lineage: Eukaryota; Fungi; Ascomycota; Eurotiomycetes; Eurotiales; Aspergillaceae
Exons: 3
Coding region: 1-759 (252 amino acids)
Source: RefSeq, a predicted model, not a curated record
AUGCCAAUGAAAUGGACCCCUGAGAAGGACCAACUCCUUCUGCUGAAAAUCCUUGAAACCCACGAACUCAAAGUCAACACCAACAAGGUUGCUGAAGCAUGGCCCGAAGGAGACAAACCCACUGCCCGCGCUAUCACCGAGCGUCUCGUCCGUAUGCGUCAGAUGGUUAAGUCCACCAACUCCGACAAGAAAACUGAGGGACACUUCAGUAUCGGGUCCGGGGCUAGCAGCACUGCAUCUACCUCCCGCAAGCCCCGUACAGCCUCUUCUACUGUAUCUUCUGUCGGAUCUACUAAGCGCAAGCGAACCGAUACUGGCAAGAGCGCAUCGGCCUCGCCCCUCAAGGCAGAGAUAAACAGCGAUGGAGACAUUGAUGCCGAGUAUGAGCUGGAUGCUGAUUUUGUGCUGGGUCCUAAUUUUGUGGUGACUGAUACACCUAGAAAGAAGUUGUUUGAUGUUCCUCUAUUUUCUGCCCCGGCUACUCCUGGAACGGAUCAGGUACAGAAUCAAACUUUGCCUCUGGCCGGCAGUAGCUUGGGUUUAGUCAAGGGAGGUGAGGUAGUUGGUGAUGGUAGUCCUGUCAAGCGGCAGCCUGCAACCAGACCACGCCGGGCUACAGUUAAGCCUGGGAUGGUUAACUAUGCGGACCCGCUUGUUGAUGGUGAUGCUCUUUUUUGUGUGCGUGAAGAUUAUUUAGAGAGCUCUGCGUCUGAUUAUGCUCCUGAGGAUGCCGGCUUUGAGGAUGAUGACUUUGCAUAA